AGCAUCUGUUAUUUCUUUAAUUAAAACAAAGCAUGACACUGUCACUGUGAUUAAUUUCAUGAAACCAUAUCAUUGUUAAUUACUUAAUUCAGUAUGUACAUAAUGUGUCACCUCUAGCCAACCCUUGUUCUGAAGCAUAUACAUUGUAAUUUGUGAGAUACAUUCCAUGACAUGCAAAUAAAAGCCCCAUCAGGGAUUAUGGAAGUCCUUGCAAAAUGUGUACAUAAAUAACCAAAUAUGCAUAUUGGAUAACAAUUUUGUUGCAGUUGUUGAGCCCCAAUGUUUCAAAGUGAUUGGCAUGGUGCUUGUUGCCGUAUCUCAGGUAACUGAGACAGUUAUUGAUAUAUAGUAGGUGGUUUUAUUGGCUUCUCACUAUCAGUUUGCUCUAGCCUUCCAGAAUCUAUUGAAUAGUGUGCCUGCUCUGAGAUUCAAAUUCAAUUACACCAUUUUAGGCUCUACAAGUAUAGCUUGCUUCAUUGGUACAUAUAUGUAUGCCGGUACCUGUUUAGUUGCUUGAGUCUGAAUUCUCUCCUUGGGCCUAGUACUCUGCCAGCUGCCACUCUCCCGCCUUUGGAAUCAUACUACACUCUAUGCUGUAUCUUUUUAUCCGCAGUAUUGAAUUGGAUUCUUCCCUCCUUCCUCAAGACAACUUUUAGCUUCCACAUGUGGCCCAAGACACUUUGGGCUAUAAGGCCAGUCUCAGUGGGGGUUUCACCAGAAUGUCAUGCACAUUUAUUAGAGCGCCAUGUCAGCAAAAGUGCACUUUUUGCAUGAAACGAAGAUGAGAGAAGAAAGUAGUUUCACCAUGGUGAAACCCCGCGGGUGUUGUUUCCCACGCGGUGAAACGGGAUGAAAUCUCCACUGAGGGCCAAAUCGUUUCACUAUCUUGCAUGUGAUCCAAUCAUUUUGCAGCAAUUAAAUGCUUUGCUUAGCCUUGGAAACAACAAAGUGAAAUGCUUCAUUGCUGGGGUUAUUUCAUAGAUGGUUUCAUUUCAAUCUUGAUGACGUGUUGGUAUGUGAAACCGUGCAGUGAGACUGUCCAUGAGACUGGCUUAAAGGCGCAGGCGCGCGACCAUCUGACCAUGUGAGUAUUGGACCUUGCUUUAAUUUCGUUAGGAUUGGUCAACAGACUUGCUCAAGUCCCCAACCCAGCUACAAAAAAUUCAGAUUGAGUUUUCAUAUACUUACGUUAGCAAGGAUAUAUGCCUGUUUCUUCAUAAUCUCAUGUGACAAAGGUAGACAAAGUUGUAAAGUUGAAGUCUUUCCUAGGUUGGUUCUGUGAAAAAGCUUAUGAAAAUUAGAGACAAUAAUCUCUUGAGAACAUUAACAGUGGACAUAAUGAUAAUAUAGUUGGCCAGUGCUUAAUUAGGAUCACCUUUUCUUCUUGAGCACAAUUCUAUGUCUUCUGUAUCAUCACCAGGACGAGUUAGAUUAAACCAUGCGAUGAAUCUGUCCACUGGGUACAGCAUUCUUGAAUUGAAUCGACCUCUAGUCGGUUUCUCUAGUAUUUUCCUUUUUACGUUGAUGACGCGACAAAAAGGAGGCAGGCAAGGCAGCUUGUAAGGUUAGCAUUUUCCUUAGAUAUUCCUUUUGGGCAGCUUCAUCUAGAUUCUAGAGUGUGCCUGUGGAGAUAUUUCUUCUUUUCAUUCACAGCGCAGAACAAAAACUCAUACUGGAAUCAAGCCUGAAACGCCAUCCCUUUGGCGCCAAAUUUCCGUGAAGGUUGGCAGUUCUCAGUUUGCAACAAUAUAAUGCCGCAAUUCAGAAACAUCAGAUGAAGACAGCAACUGAUAUGCUGCACGAAGGAAGGAAACGGGCGACUGAUUGAUAAGUUGAACUGAAUCUGGUAACAAGCUCUUGUUCGAACGUUUUCCCUGGACCUGGUCCUGGAGAAUGCUCUCGCUCGGUGAUGAAACCGCCUCUCACACCUACACGGGCUCUCCUAUAAAAGCACCUCUAGGCCAGGCCAUUCGAGCAGCAUCACUCAAAGCCAGCGCCACCAAACCAAGCAGCGGCAGCCUCGCUUGCAGAGUGCUCAGAGCAGCAGCUUCCACUUCCACCCUGCGCGCAUGGGAUCCUUGGGCCCUACCGUGAGCUUGAGCAUCAUGGCCAAGCCCAGCGGCGGCCAGCAGCCGGAGAGGGAGAGGAAGGAGGGCGGCGGCGUCUUCAGCGGCGGCUGCGGCUUCCGGAUGCCGCUGCACUACCCGCGCUACAAGAAGGCGGACUACGAGAGCAUGCCGGAGUGGCGCGUCGACUGCCUGCUCCGUGAGUACGGCCUCCCCGCUGACGGCGACCUCGACAGCAAGCGCCGCUUCGCCAUGGGAGCCUUCCUCUGGCCCGACCAGUACUGAUCGGACCAACCAAGCUCAGCGCUGCGUCGCCGGCCGUGAACUGAUCUCGUCAUAUUCAGAGGAUCAGCAGCUGCAUCUGCAAGUUGCAUCAGUUAUUAUAUAUAUAUAGCGAGACCUGAUCAUCUCGAUCGUAUAUUCUCACUAGUUACCAUCCUGCUUGUAGUUGUAGCGGCCGGACAUGAUACAUUCUACUAGUAUAGCUGAGCUGGAUUGCGCGCUGUAUAGUAUAGCUAUUCCGUAUAUGGAAUAAGAGGUGUUUAUUUUGUCAGAGAUGAGGUGUUCAGUCAUCCGUGCAUGCUUUGGUGUUCACAAACUCUCAGUUGUGUUGCAGGCAGGCAUGAAGAAAUGUCUCUCUGCUUGUAUCUGUAGUCUCAACUGUUCCAACCGGAAAACUCUGAUAUGUUGUGAUAAAGAAACAGGAUAGGCCAGGUUCCAACUCCCGGCCGGACUGUGACCCUGUUUUUUUU
This is a messenger RNA of Sorghum bicolor (sorghum), 2818 nucleotides long. RefSeq lists its product as uncharacterized. NCBI's taxonomy places the organism in Eukaryota, Viridiplantae, Streptophyta, Magnoliopsida, Poales, Poaceae. The transcript is spliced from 2 exons. The coding region runs from base 2070 to 2351 and encodes 93 amino acids. The record is from RefSeq and is a predicted model, not a curated record.